Gambusia affinis (western mosquitofish) is the source of this 1720-nucleotide messenger RNA. Its product is annotated as B-cell receptor CD22-like. The record is from RefSeq and is a predicted model, not a curated record. The coding region runs from base 16 to 1191 and encodes 391 amino acids. The transcript is spliced from 8 exons. NCBI's taxonomy places the organism in Eukaryota, Metazoa, Chordata, Actinopteri, Cyprinodontiformes, Poeciliidae.
GUUCUGUGUACAAAAAUGUUUACCGAUGUAUCCAGAGGACGUCACGCCAACCUUGAUUUGAAGGUGAUGAAGGAUAUUAAGAGUGUCAUAGCAGCGCUGUCUGGAAAUAUGUCGACACUCGAAAUGUUACUGAGCCUCGUCUUUCUUCCAAGUAUUUUGGCUGCUUGCGAGCACUACGGUGUCACACUUACUUUAUCAACCCCAAUUGAGGCAUUGAGUGGAUCUUGCUAUCAAGUCCCAUGUCGCUUUGAAGAAGUCAAUAAAUUUCGUUCCGAAGGAGCGCGUGAAGGAGUGUGGAUUAAAAGUGGCAAGGAUAUUUACACAACUGCACAUGGAAUUAACAAAUAUCCAAUAGAAAUUACCGGAGACCUGGACCAAUUCAACUGCACCACUUUGCUUUCUGACGUAAACGCAAGUCUUGCAGGGGAGUACUUCUUAAGGCUUGACAACAAAAAAACCAUGGCAACAGCUUGUGCGGAUCCACUCCAGGUAACCGUGAGAGAUUUUCCAUGGAGUCCCAGCAUUAAUGUUCCCUCUGACCUGAAGGAGCAUCAGUCUGUCACUGUAACCUGCUCAGCUUUCACUCCCUGUCCACACUCACCUCCUGAACUCACCUGGAAUCUCCAACAAGACUCUCUCAGACAAACAGAGAAAAACACAGAUGGAACCUUUACAACUAAAAUCCAGGAGAGCAUCACUCUGUCAGACACACAUGAUGGAUACAACAUCAGAUGUUCUGCCAGAUAUCCUGUGAUUGGAGGAAACAAGACAGCAGAGACAGAAGUGACUCUCAGUGUUUCCUAUGCUCCUAGAAACCCAUUAGCAACCAUCUGUCCACCAGGUUUGGUGUCAGCAGGUAGCUGGGUGGAGCUGAGCUGCUCCAGCAGAGCCAAACCUCCACCCAGCUUCACCUGGUUCAGGAACAGUGAAGAUGGAGAAGUAAAAAUAUCUGUGGGGCAGGUUUACAACUUCAACGUUACUGAGAAAGGAGAAUAUUACUGCGUGGCUUCAAAUAAUCUGGGGAAUCAGACAUCAUCAGUGAUUCUUCUUAAUAUUGAAGUGUCUAGAGUUUUCAUCUACGUCACGAUGACGAUCGUGGGAUUGGUGAUGCUCUGUGGAUCCGUCAUCAUCUUUGAGUGCUGGCUUAGAUUCUGCAAGAAACCAUCGGAGGACACAAAAGAAGCAGAGUGACGGAGGCACAGGCAUCAUGAAAAUAAAGAUGUAAGCUUCACUCUGCAGUGGAGAAUUUCUCCUUCCCUACUCUGUCACAUACCUAUAUUACUUGUAAUGCUUUCUUUCAAACAUUCAGCCAUGCAGGCAAAUAUUUGAGCUAUAUUUUUGUUCAAAGUAAGGAAAUUAAAAUAUCUGCUAUGUUUUGAGCGUUGCUUUCGCUGCAUAAAAAUCAAUGCAAAAAUAAACAGAAGAUAGAAAAGCCAACAACUGAUUAUGUCAUCCAGAUCAUGUUACUGUGAAAUAUCACCUCUGUGUUUGUCGACCAGUAACAGUCUUCAGUCAGAGGUUUCUUAUUGCUGCUGGAGAUGUUUCCUGCUCACAGAAACUGCAACAACUCUUUCAAGUUUCUUGUGUAUUGCGAGUUUGUGUAACGUUAAAUUACCACUUAAGCAUCAUUUAAAAGACAGUACUAUUUUGAUCUUGUGAAUUUGUAAAUCCAUGUUACAUUUCUAUUUCUGUAACAGAAAUAAAUAUUCUCUAAAAACUG